CAUUCUUGUUCAGUUCAGCUUCUAAAAAAUACCGACUGGAGGGAGAAGUGGGGUGCUCUUCCCCUGCUGUCUCCCCCCUCACCCUCGAGGGGCCAGCUGCAGCUGUUCGUCAUAAUUUCUUGUCUAGCUACCUCCUGCCAUCAGGGACUUUGUGGACCACUGCUGCUGUCGGAAAUGCCGCUGUCUCACUGCCCCCCUCUCCCCCGUGACUUCUCAACCUCUUUGUCAUCAGUUAUUCCGACCACAGGUCUGUGGAAUCCAAGCGACACUAACCGCACUAACCAACAACUCGGGCAGACAGAUUGAAACAGCAGAGAAUGGGUAUCUGAGCUUGGUGGUGAAGACCAUGUGACAUGUGAAUGUGUGCGACAGAACUAACGGCAGGAUGGGUACUCCAGGGAGAAGCCAGGGCUGGAGUCCUUGUGGGCAAGUGCCAGGGGUUUUGGUGUUAUGGAAUUCCGGGCCCAUGAGGCAGUGCACGUGUGCGCUCUUGGGGUGAAGCUGAGGCUAGAGCUGCGGGUUGGAGCCCGUUUCCUAUGUGGAAAGGACGAAGGCCCAUGGGUUUCGGGGCUGCGGGUGGAGAGUUCCAUGGUCAGGGGAGAACCAUGGGCAGAGCCAAGGAUGGACUGUGUGGGGUUGCCGCCUUUUCCCUCCCAUCCCAGGCUCAGCCUUCACUUCUUGUGAGGUCCCGGGCAAAGCGACCUGUCUUUUGCACCACACCUCCAUUUUGAAAUGCUCCGCUAAAGUUCCUGUCUGGCUCAGAGAGGUGGGACUAGUCCCUGCCUUGGGCUUUGGAGUUCUUGCUCCUUGGUGGGUAAGUAGCACCCCAAGAGAAGAAGCUGAGACUCAGAGGUGGAACUGUGAAACUGGGCGACUGGGGCUUCCCAUACGCCAGGUCACUGCUCUUGUUGGAAAGACUCUGGGCUAAGAGGAGGGGGCUGCCCGCAGAGCGGGAACCAGGCUGUGCCCCGCUUCUCCAGUCCUGCAGAGUGCCCCCAAGCAGGGGUGACCCCCAGCGAGAGGGGUCAUCGGAUUCGAGGCCUGCGAGGCGAGUCCAACAACUUCCCCUCGAGAAGUCCGGGAGGGUGCAAGCCAGGCAGGAGGCGGGCGCUCGGGGGGCGCGGCCCGCGGCUCCCGGGGGCGCCCCGGCGGGGCUGGCUGGCCUUCUGCUUCUCUCUCAGCAGACCGCGGUGCGGAUGGCGGGGCGAUGGGCUGUGGCCGGGAUCGGGCCCGGGGCGCUGCUGGCUCUGCGUGCUCUGCUGGCCGCCGCACACCCGCAGUGCCUGGACUUCAGGCCGCCCUUCCGGCCGCCACAGCCGCUGAGCUUCUGCGCGCAGUACUCCGCUUUCGGCUGCUGCACUGCGGAGCAGGACGCAGCGCUGGCCCGGCGCUUCCGGGCCCUGGAGGCUCGUCUGGACGCCGGGAUGUGGGCGACGUGUGCCGGCUACGCGCUGGAUCUGCUGUGCCAGGAAUGCUCGCCCUAUGCAGCCCACCUCUAUGACGCCGAGGAUCCGGCCACCCCACUGCGGACAGUGCCUGGCCUCUGUGAGGAUUAUUGCCUGGACAUGUGGCAGACCUGCCGAGGCCUUUUUCGACACCUUUCCCCUGACCGUGAGCUCUGGGCCCUGGAGAGCAACAGGGCCAAGUUAUGCCGCUACCUGUCCCUAGAUGACACGGAUUACUGUUUCCCAAGCCUGCUGGUCAACGAGAACCUGAACUCAAACCUGGGCCGUGUAGUGGCUGAUGCCAAGGGCUGCCUGCAGCUGUGUCUGGAGGAGGUGGCCAAUGGGCUUCGAAACCCCGUUGCCAUGGUACAUGCUGGGGAUGGCAGCCACCGCUUCUUCGUGGCCGAGCAGGUGGGGCUGGUGUGGACCUACCUGCCUGACCGCUCUCGCCUGGAGAAGCCCUUCCUGAACGUGAGCCAAGCAGUGCUGACGUCCCCCUGGGAAGGGGAUGAGCGUGGCUUCCUGGGCCUUGCCUUCCACCCCCGCUUCCCGCGUCCCAGCAAGCUCUAUGUCUACUAUUCUGUGGCGGUCGGCUUCCGAGAGUGGAUCCGUAUCAGCGAGUUCAGAGUCUCAGAGGAUGAUGAGAACACCGUGGAUCAUGGCUCAGAGAGGUACUUAUCUUUCUUUAGGAUAAUCCUGGAGAUUGAAGAACCAGCCUCCAAUCACAAUGGGGGCCAGCUGCUUUUUGGGGAUGACGGCUACCUCUACAUCUUUACUGGAGAUGGCGGGAUGGCCGGAGACCCCUUUGGGAAGUUUGGAAAUGCGCAAAACAAGUCGGCGCUGCUGGGCAAGGUGCUGCGCAUCGACGUGGACCGCAACGAGCGUGGCCCGCUCUACCGCAUCCCUCCCGACAACCCGUUCGUGGACGACCCCGGAGCGCGGCCCGAGGUCUACGCCCUGGGAGUGCGCAACAUGUGGCGCUGCUCCUUCGACCGCGGAGACCCGAUGUCUGGCACUGGCCGUGGGCGCCUGUUCUGUGGGGAUGUGGGCCAGAACAAGUACGAGGAGGUGGAUCUGGUGGAGAGAGGCCGCAACUACGGCUGGCGUGCUCGCGAGGGCUUCGAGUGCUACGAUCGCAAGUUGUGCGCCAACGCCUCCCUCGAUGAUGUGCUGCCGAUUUUCGCCUACCCUCACAAGCUGGGCAAAUCAGUCACUGGGGGCUAUGUGUACCGGGGCUGCGAGUACCCCAACCUCAACGGCCUCUACAUUUUUGGCGAUUUCAUGAGUGGGCGACUGAUGUCGCUCCGCGAGAACCCAGAGACCGGGCAGUGGAAGUACAGUGAGGUCUGCAUGGGCCGGGGGCAGACAUGUGCUUUCCCAGGCCUCAUCAACAACUACUAUCCACAUAUUAUCUCCUUUGCAGAGGAUGAGGCCGGGGAGCUGUACUUCAUGUCCACGGGCGUGCCCAGUGCCACAGCCGCACGCGGGGUCAUCUACAAAGUGACAGACCCCUCCAGACGGGCGCCUCCGGGGAAGUGUAAGAUACAGCCUGCUCAGGUGGCGGUGAAGAGUCGUCUCAUCCCCUUUGUGCCCAAGGAAAAGUUCAUCUGGACACCAGAGAGCACUCCGCGCCCCACGGCCCGAGCCCCAACUAAGGCGCCCCGCCGCAAGCGCCCCACAGCUGCUCCUCCGGCACCCACCAUACGUCCCACAAAGCCCGCACGGCCCACCCGACGACCAGGGGCCCGGAAGGGAGGCGGGCGACGGCGGGGACGUCCCAGCACCGCGGUCCCUGCGCCCCAGAAUGGCUCCGUGCGCCUGGUACGGCCCGCCGGCCUGAGCCCCGGCCGCGGGCGCGUGGAAGUGUUCGUAGGAGGCCACUGGGGUACGGUGUGCGAUGACGCUUGGGACACCAAAGCGGCCACCGUGGUGUGUCGCCAGCUGGGCUUUGCGUACGCGGUGCGAGCAGUCAAGCGCGCGGAGUUCGGCGAAGGUCGCGCGCUACCAAUCUUGCUGGACGACGUGCGUUGCACGGGCAGUGAGCGCAACCUGCUGGAGUGCGCGCACGCUGGCGUGGGCACGCAUAACUGCAAGCACGAAGAGGACGCUGGUGUCGAAUGCAGCCACCGAGACCCGGACCUGUAGCCUGGCCUCAUCUACCUGACUGUGCCACCCUGGGAGGAUAGAGCCGGGAAUGCCCCUUUGGUUUGUGGGCACCCCAGGUAGCGCACACCUGCCGUGGUGGAGGUUCAUCUGCAUAUGACCUCUGUGUCUCCCUUGGGUGUGUGUGUGUGGUUUGUGGAUAAGAUCUCUUACCUCUCAGCAGUUCUGAGAGUGAGGGCAGCUACUCUUUCGGAACAGCACUUGAUGAGGGAGGCUGGCUGCCUUUACAGUGUUAGACUGAGGGAAAGGGCUCCAUAUCGACAGGAACGUGGUCGGAGAAACAUGGUCAGUGUGAGCAGGUGACGCGGCAGUCAGAGGCACCGCAAGCAGCCUGAAAGCCAGAGCGGAGAAUCUUAUAGGGUCAGGGGGCCUUUGCCAUACACCAGGAAUCAGGCUGCUGAAGGGAAUCAAGCGUUCAUGACAGAAGGUGGACUAGAGGGCCUGGAGGACCUCGAAGGCCACUUGCUGCGCUCUGCAGGCACCCUGGACAGGCUACUGGGUCCCCUCCAUCCCUGAAGACUCUCACUGUCACCUAUUCAUGAGACAGAAGCACCUUUAAGCUUCUGUUCAACCUCUGGGCUCCAGUUGGAGAUGGUGGGGUCUACUUUUAUCACCUUACUAACCUCAUCACCUCCCAGGGGAUCCUCAGACUCCCAGGGGAUCCUCAGAUACCCCCUGCCCCAUCUAUGGGCUAAGAAGCCUUCAGACUGUCAAGACUACUCAUCACGGCUGUGUCAACAAUUCAACUCCUUGCAAUCCUUCCCUCCCUCCUCUUGUCACCUGCCACACACCUGGAAACUGGGAUGCAAGAUGAGGGGGCAGAGCAAAGAGGGCGGGGCCUGCAGCUUCUUUCGGGCUCUGUGGGAAGAGAGUUCCUUGUUCAUGGAAGAAGGCCUCACCGGUGGCUCCGUGCCAGGUGCGGAUAGCUGUAACUUAGCUUCAGCUAGGGGUAGAGCCAGGGAAACAAACGAGUCACCAGGCAGGGAGGACAGGAUGUGUCCUGUGUCAGGCAGUUGUGGCCAGGGCUUUGGAUGAGCUUGGUGGCCCAACUCUGUCAUUCCCGCACUGGGUUCUGGUCUGAACAGGCCCGUGCCGUGUUCCAGGCAGGGGAAUUGGCGCUGGCUCAGAUGUCUGCUCCUGUUCACCACCUGUUGAAAGGGAGCUGAGGCUCACCCUGGCCGCUCUGCCCCUCUCCACACUGGUUGUCCUCUGAAAUAAAUAAGAAAGUUCCUGAACUGUUAAGGAAAUGACAGAAAAAGAAAACAUCGCUUCCUGGAGCAAAGCCGUGCAGUGCCCGAGAGCCGUGGAGCCCGUGUCCUGUGUGUCUUCGCUCUGCAGUUCCAGGUCGAGGUGCAGAGUUUCUGUACAGUCCUAUUCUGGUUAUUGAUUAGAGGGAGAGGCUUGAGCGUGGAUGACAGUAUGCUGUGUAGGUAUACUGGGUCUGUCAGGAUUAGCUGAGACAGCUCUUUCAACCUUCAACUCCGAAGACACCUCUGUCCACCUUUGUUUUAUUAUUUUGUUGUUGUUUUGGCUUUUUGAGACAGGUUUCUCUGUUUAGCCUUGGCUGUCCUGAACUUCCUCUGUAGAUCAGGCUGGUCUCGAACUCACAGAGCUCUGCCUGUUUCUGCUUCCGUAGUGCUGGGAUUAAAGGCUUGUGCUGCCAUUGCCUGGCUCUGUGUCCACCUUUUACAUUAGACUAGAAGGUGCUUCUAGUCCUGUGUGGCCUGAGGACAGCCAGUCACUUAACUGCUCCGAGCCUUGUGAGAAAAUGGAGGUAAUAAGAUUUCUGGACUUAAGGUAGCAUUACAGAUGCAACCGAUGCGUUCCAUGAAUCUUCUGUAAAGAAAUCUCAGUUCUGAUUUGGUGACAUCCCUGUCCUUCCUCAGUGCUUCCCCCAUUCCUGUCCUUCCUCAGUGGCUCCCCCAUUCUGUCCUUCCUCAGUGUCUCCCCCUUCCCUGUCCUUCCUCAGUGGCUGUUCCAUGCCUGUCCUUCCUCAGUGCCUCCCCCAUCCUGUUUUUCCUCAGUGGCUGCUCUAUGCCUGUCCUUCCUCACCCCCAUCCUGUUCUUCCUCAGUGUCUCCCCCAUCCUGUCCUUUCUCAGUGUCUCCCCAAUCCUGUCCUUCCUCAGUGGAUCCUCCAUCUGUGUCCUUCCUCAGUGUCUCCCCCAUCCUGUCCUUCCUCAGUGGCUGCUCUAUGCCUGUCCUUCCUCAGUGUCUCCCCCAUCCUGUCCUUCCUCAGUGUCUCCCCUAUGCCUGUCCCAUCCCUGUCUUUUCUCAGUGCCUCCCCCAUCCCCGAUCUUCCUCAGUCAGUGGCUCCAGAUUCACCUUUGCCGAAUCUCUCUGACAGUUCCUGCUGAGAAAUGGCACUCCAUAGAGGGAUGAUCUGACUAGUUUUUAUAUCAACUUAACACUAGCUAGAGUCAUUUGAGAAGUGGGAACCUCCGUUGAGAAAAUGAGUCCACCGGAUUGGCAUGUGGGAAAGCCUGUGGAUCAUGUUCUUGAUUGAUGAUUGAAGUGGGAGGAUCACAGCCCACUGUGGGCGGUGCCACCACUGGGCGGGUGGUCCUGGGUGGUGGAAGAAAGUAGCAAACCGCGGGGGAGCAAGCCAACAAGCAGCGCUCCUCCAUGGCCUCUACAUCAGUUCUUGCUUCCAGGCUCCUGCUUUGCGUUCUUGCCUUGACUUCCCUGGAUGAAGGACUACAAGAUGUAAGCUUCAAUAAACCCUUUUCUCCCUGAGUUGCUUUUGGUCCCUGAGUGGCUUAGCAACAGAAACCCUAAGACAGGGAGCAUCUACAGUGCUAGUUUGCAGGAACACCACAUCUUGUCAGGGCCCCAUCUUGCCUCUGACUCAGGUCUAGGUUUUGUUACUUGAAUUCCUCUGUGAUGGGACUGCUGUGACCUAAGGGCCAUGUGCUGGGGUUGCUGUCUGGGUUCCACCAUCCAAUGGAAGGAUGUGACCCAUGGAGCCAAUUCAGUUUCCAGAGGCCAUGUUAAAACAGCAAAAAUAUUUUUUAUUCUUUAAUUAAAAAAUUUUUAUCAGC
This is a messenger RNA of Alexandromys fortis (reed vole), 6647 nucleotides long. It is a transcript of the gene Hhipl1, whose product is annotated as HHIP like 1. The record is from RefSeq and is a predicted model, not a curated record. NCBI's taxonomy places the organism in Eukaryota, Metazoa, Chordata, Mammalia, Rodentia, Cricetidae. The transcript has 10 exons. The coding region runs from base 1197 to 3590 and encodes 797 amino acids. Gene Ontology annotation, cellular component: membrane.